AUGUGGGUUACACACGCUUUUGGGAUAACACUCGUUCCAAGUUCACCUAGGUGUUCACUGCGCCGAAUACGUAGGUCGAGUCUGAGAGGCGGGUCACCAACAGACUCAGCCUGCGCCGAGGCCGACGACCCCUACAAGGCCGCGCGAGGCAGGGCGCCGAGCCGCGCGCAGCGCGCCGGCGGCACUGCGCAUGCUCCGCGCGCAGGCGCAGGUCUCCGCAACCAAGGGGGCAGCUCCGCAGCGGCGUUCGGGGUCUCCAGUAGGGCCGGCGCUCCGGUGCUCGCACAGUCCUCGGCCUCGGCUGGCACGGGCGUCCCUCCGCUCCCCGAGUCCCUGGCCGCCGCCACCGCCCCAGCGCGCCCCGAUCUGGCCCCCUGCCCCGCGAAGAUGGCUGCCGUACGCCGGGCCCGCAGUUACUGCCGCUGCCUGGUGCGCUUCUCCGACCGAGAACUCUGCUAAGCCACGCUCUGCAGCAGACAGGCAGGAGUAGACACCCGGACACACCCAGCACCCCUCCUCCGGGG
This is a messenger RNA of Carlito syrichta (Philippine tarsier), 524 nucleotides long. RefSeq lists its product as uncharacterized. The record is from RefSeq and is a predicted model, not a curated record. NCBI's taxonomy places the organism in Eukaryota, Metazoa, Chordata, Mammalia, Primates, Tarsiidae. The coding region runs from base 1 to 459 and encodes 152 amino acids. The transcript has a single exon.